Molecule: messenger RNA, 3108 nt
Organism: Suillus discolor
Lineage: Eukaryota; Fungi; Basidiomycota; Agaricomycetes; Boletales; Suillaceae
Exons: 13
Coding region: 1-2877 (958 amino acids)
Source: RefSeq, a predicted model, not a curated record
AUGCCCGAUAACAUUCCACGGAGUCAACUACGCCGUUGCGACCAUAGUUCGCUCCAACUACCAUGUAGAAGUUGUCCAAGGUGGUUCAAAACUAUCGCCGGGCGAACAAAACAUCGCAUUUCAGCACAUCCCAUCCCACCAGUACUACCUCAGGACAACCACCAACGCUCUCCGGAACCCAUCAUACCAGAGCCCCGUCUGCCAAGCCCACAGCCUCAUGUCGACCACGAUAUCGACAUGGAUGUGGAUGAAGGAUAUGCCGACUUGGAGCACCAACAUCAAUCAUCGCCUCAAUCAAACGUUGAUACGGAAUUCAUUGGGCCUGGGGAUCACCUGUAUCAAAACUAUCAUACGGGUCUCAAUGCCAGACCAUGCAAUGCGGAUGGUAUAUUCCUCCUCCCUGGCACUCCGCCCCCACCUUUGGAGAACGUAGCAACUGGCGACUGGACACCCUUUUGCAAUCGUACAGAAUUCGAAAUGGCAGAGUUCCUGUAUACGCAAAAUCAGAUGCCGGCAGGUCAAAUCAACCGGUUGCUGGAUUUAUGGGCGUCUACCCUUGCGAAACAUGGCGACAAGCCGCCAUUCGCAGAUCAUUGUGAUCUGUAUGACAUCAUCGAUAAUUCACCAUUUGGGGACGUGAAUUGGCAAAAUUUUACAGUAACUUACGAUGGUGAGAGACCUGAAGAUGUCGUGCACAAUAUGCUUGCAAAUCCAACAUACGCCAGUGAAGUAGACUACUGCCCCUAUCGAGAAUAUUUAACCGAGGGCGACAAGCGCCAGUGGAAGGAUUUUAUGUCUGGUGACUGGGCAUGGGAUCAGGCAGAUGAAAUAGCUAAGGACCCGAGCACGCUCGGCUCUACGUUUGUCCCUGUCAUCCUUGGCAGUGACAAAACGACAGUUUCAGUCGGGACAGCCCAUCGUGAUGGAGUAGCAGUCAUUGGCUUCCUUGCUAUGCCGAAAACUACAAAGGAACAUGCUACCGAGGCAGUGUUCCAAAAAUUCCAUCGACAGCUGUUCCAUUCGUCACUCUCCAAGAUUCUCAACACGCUGAAACCAGACAUGACAACCCCCGAAGUCACUCAUUUUGGAGACGGUCACUACCGUCGGGUUAUAUACGGACUAGGGCCAUACAUAGCAGAUUAUGAGGAGCAAGCGCUGUUAGCAUGUAUCGUGCGUGGUUGGUGCCCUAAAUGUAUGGCAUCUCGCGAGGAUCUCGACAAAGAUGCAUUACGUCGUUGUCGCGAAUACACAGAAGCACUCGUUCAAGAAGGUUCCUUAGGUGACCUGUGGGAUGACUUUGGAAUAGUCGGGGAACUUGUAGCAUUUACAAACGACUUCCCCAGAGCUGACAUCCAUCAGAUGAUCUCACCGGAUAUUCUCCAUCAACUCGUCAAAGGAGCAUUCAAGGACCACCUCGUCGAAUGGGUCGAGAAAUACCUCAGACACACGCAUACGAAACGAAAGGCAGAUCAAAUUAUGGAUGAUAUUGAUUGCAGAAUUGCCGCUGUCGCCUCAUUUUCAGGCUUGCGACGAUUUCCUCAGGGACGUGGCUUCAAGCAAUGGACAGGAGAUGAUUCGAAGGCCCUGAUGAAGGUCUACUUGCCUGCCAUCGAGGGGCAUGUACCCGUAGAUGUCGUGCGCACCUUUUGUGCACUUCUCGAAUUUUGUUACCUAGUCCGUCGUAACAUAAUCACAGAAGACACUCUAGUCGAAAUCGAAGACGCUCUCUCACACUUUCACCAUUACCGUAACAUCUUCAGGACGACAGGAGUGGUUCCUACCUUUCCCCUACCUCGUCAACAUUCACUCAAGCACUAUGUCCAAAACAUACGAUUGUUUGCUGCACCAAACGGCCUCUGCUCAUCGAUUACUGAAAACAAGCACAUCAAAGCGGUCAAGGAGCCAUGGAGACGAUCCAGCCGUUAUAAUGCACUUGGUCAAAUACUUGUGACCAACCAAUGGCUCGACAAACUUUCCGCAGCACGAGCUGACUUCACACAUCGGGGAAUGUUAACUGGUACUUGCCUCUCAGUAACUAUGGACGCCUUGGUACCCGCACAGCAGAUCAAUGAACUUGAUGAAAAUGUGCCAGCACCAGCACCAGCACCAGCACCAGCACCAGCACCUCUGCUGAUCGGCAUCGAUGAGGACCUGGAAAUUGAUGAUGGUCUGACGGUUCUACAAGCUUAUGUCCAGCUGGCGAAAACAUGCCAGGGCAAAAAACGUGCUCAAACUAUUCCUGCACUUGCCGAAGAACUCAAUAUUCCUAGUCUACCUGACCUCCUCAGACGCUUCUUAUUCCAACAGUUGCAUCCUAAAGAUCCUCGCGACCCAUCUAAUAUACCCCUCGCCGAAUGUCCCCUCUAUCUUAGCAAAAUCUCGGUCUUCAAUUCCGCAUCAUCACGAUUCUAUGCGCCGAGUGAUUUGAGCAGGAUCGGUGGUAUGCGUGUUGAACACAUUCGUUCUUGCCCCAUCUGGCAGAAUGAGUACCAGCGCCAUGACUGUGUUUUCGUCAACACAGACUCCAGUUUGCCUGGCAUGCAAGGCCUCGAAGUCGCCCGUGUUCGUGCAUUUUUCUCAUUCAGGUACCGGGGCAGGUUAUAUCCCUGCGCUCUAAUAAGCUGGUUCAACAAAGUUGGCGACGCCCCAGAUGAAGAUACAGGAAUGUGGAUAGUUCGUCCUGGAUUUGGAGCAGACAGUGCUCCAGGGUACGUGGUCAUUCAUAUUGACUCUAUUUAUCGUGCUGCGCAUCUUAUUCCCAUGUAUGGCGUGCAAUUUGUGCCCCGGGAGCUCAAUUUUUAUCAUUCAUAUGACGCAUUUCAAGCCUACUAUGUGAACAAAUAUGCUGAUCACCACGCAUUCGAGAUUGCAUUUUGACUUCACUUUGUUUUGGAUACUAGCGUGUAGCUACUUAAACACAAUUUGACUAUAUACUACUAUUUUCGUUCUGAACGUGCCUUAUUUCCCUUUGCACCGACAAUUUCACUUAGCCACUCUGUGGCGCCUUUGAGAAAAUUCAGGACACCCAAUUAACACUCCUUAUAUUCAUUUUCGCGCCUUAGCGCUGGCGCCAAGGCGGGUAAAGUGAGAUAAUAGCAGAAAAUAAAA